Molecule: messenger RNA, 1503 nt
Organism: Amphiprion ocellaris (clown anemonefish)
Lineage: Eukaryota; Metazoa; Chordata; Actinopteri; Pomacentridae
Gene: aasdhppt
Product: aminoadipate-semialdehyde dehydrogenase-phosphopantetheinyl transferase
Exons: 7
Coding region: 267-1166 (299 amino acids)
Cellular component (GO): cytosol
Molecular function (GO): magnesium ion binding; holo-[acyl-carrier-protein] synthase activity
Source: RefSeq, a predicted model, not a curated record
GCCAUUGAGUCUCGCCGGACUCUUCCGGGCAUGUACCCCACCGUCAAAUCCAAAAUGUAAACAAAAAGUCUGCUUUGUGUUGUAGUUUUAUUACCAGCCGUCACUUAACCGCUGUCAAAGCUGUUAAAUCCUGAAUAUCUAAAGCAAAAAACUUCCAAACUCGUCACCCAUAGUUUAAAUGCUAACGCGCCAUGCAAACGUUAGCUCAGUGACAAUUUGUGAGCAGCCUGGAGUUGUGGAGGACUCCACAUGACAGCGGUGAAGAGAUGGGCUCUGUUCGCUGGGCUUUCCGCUGCGGGUCGUGGACACCCAGCAGGUCCGACUGGCUGCUCGCUGCUCGCUGCAUCCAGCCGGAGGAGAAAGACCGCAUUGGACAGUUUGUGUUCACCAAGGAUGCGAAGUCAGCCAUGGCUGGCAGGUUGUUGCUCAGGAGGUUCGUGUGUGAGAAGAUGGGCAUCCCCUGGUCAGAGAUCAGACUGGAGCGAUCUCCCAGAGGAAAGCCUUACUUGGCUGCACCACUGAAGGUCAGUUCAGAUUCAGGUCCGGCCUGGAGUUUCAACCUCUCCCACCAAGGGGACUACGCUGUGCUUGCUGCGGAACAGGGGAUGCAGGUCGGAGUGGAUAUAAUGAAGACUACCAUGCCGGGUAGCAGCUCCGUGCCGGAGUUUUUCCGCAUCAUGACUCGUCAGUUUACAGCUUACGAGUGGAGCAUCAUCCAAUCAGCCGGCUCAGAACACCAGCAGCUCGCCGCGUUCUACCGCCACUGGGCCCUCAAGGAGAGCUUCAUCAAAGCCAUCGGCACAGGUCUGGGGUUCAACCUGCAGAGGGUGGAGUUUCACCUGCCGACUGAACCGCUCACCCAGCCCCGGGCGCUGCGCCAGACCAAGAUGCAUCUAGAUGAGGAACAAGAAGAGGACUGGAUAUUCGAGGAGAGCUUACUGGAUGCUGACCAUCAUGUUGCAGUAGCACUUGGACCAGCAGACAAACUAGGAUCUGCACCUCCCCCUUCAUCUCUUCCUCCUCCCUCCACAUUUACGCUGCUGUCGUUCAGUGAGCUCGUCGCCUCAGCCUCACCUCUGACAGAGGAGGACUCCGCCUACUGGGAGAGUUUCAAGAUGAAGGCUGAAGCUCCGUCGAGACAGAGCGAUGCAGACACAUCCACGUAACCACCUGUCUCACGCUGACACUCGCCUGUCACACACGAACACACAAUCUUUUCAGAAGUGCCAAAAAGGAAGAACGCAUUCACUGACACUGAAGCUGCUUUCUUAUUCAGCGCAACUCCAGUCGAGUCCUGUCAAGUUUAUUUACAAAGCCAACAACCACAGCUUUGUCUCGGAGGACUUCACAAUCGAUACAGCAUCUGACACCAUCUAUCUUUAGAUCCUCAGUUCCAGUGAAGAAAAACUCCACAAAAACACACCUGAUACACACAAACAACACUGUACAAUACACCCAACGAUAAAUGUUGUUUAAUAAAAAGUUGGAGCUGUAGCAACCUUC